GCGCCAAACGUUGUGGCAUAUAAAGCUGUGGGUGGGUUGGACGAAGCCAGUUUGUUUGGAACGCCAGACGAAACCGCCGCCGGAAUGCAGAGUGCCACAGUCUUCUUCCUCGCACUGGUCGCCGUGGUGGCCGCAGGAGGUCAGUUCUACGUGCCCCGCGCAUACUACACCAUAGACGCGGAGGGCCACGCGUCGCACCCGGUGCCUUUGCGGCGCCUCCGCCGUUCUUUCAACCCUUACGGCAGUGAGGCCAAUGCCAACGCUAAUGCCAACGCUGAAGCCAACAGCUGGGGAGGUGGUUCAGCCAGCGCCAACGCGAAUGCCCACGCUAACGCUAACGCGGGUUCAGGCGGCGGCUGGGGCCUGCCAUCCUUCAGAAACUAUGGCUCUGCAAACCCAAACGCACUAAGGCAUUAAAGGCGGCUGCAACGUAACUAGACUAACUUGGUGUUGGCUCAUCCAUCCUGAACGAGAAUUUUCCACCAGUUGCACGCCUGCGCGCGCACAGCCUGCGUCCGCCACCGCGGUGCAACUGCCGGAAGAUACAAAUAUUUAUUGUAAUUAAUAUUUUAGGAUAAUAAAUGUGAUUUAAUAGUUGCGAAGUGAUAA
Ostrinia furnacalis (Asian corn borer) is the source of this 609-nucleotide messenger RNA. RefSeq lists its product as uncharacterized. NCBI's taxonomy places the organism in Eukaryota, Metazoa, Arthropoda, Insecta, Lepidoptera, Crambidae. The transcript is spliced from 4 exons. Bases 85 to 417 code for a protein of 110 amino acids. The record is from RefSeq and is a predicted model, not a curated record.